Suillus clintonianus is the source of this 819-nucleotide messenger RNA. RefSeq lists its product as uncharacterized. The record is from RefSeq and is a predicted model, not a curated record. The coding region runs from base 1 to 819 and encodes 272 amino acids. The transcript is spliced from 2 exons. Lineage: Eukaryota; Fungi; Basidiomycota; Agaricomycetes; Boletales; Suillaceae.
AUGUCCGUUCGCUCUUUCACAGUCUUCCAGGACACUCCAACCGAGAUUCAGAAGAUCACUCAUGUUAGCGAUAAAAAUCUCGUCAUAACAACUGCUGCGGAUGCUGCUGCCACAUUGCUAUCAACCCUUGCCGCUAUCGAGAAGGAGAACCUUCAUCCGCUUACCGGCGAACGCGCUGCCCAAGCCACGGCUAAUGCAUCCAAGAAGCGCAAGACAGCAGUUCUGGUCACAAAAGUCGUAGCUCCUCCGCUAUCUUCCAAGAAGCAGAAAGAAGUAAAGUCAGAGCCGAAGAAAUCGCGUAAAUCGUCUAGUGGCAAGAAAAGUGAUGGGCGGAAAAAAAUUCCUAGAGGCUCACGCCCUCAACGCAACGCUUCCCCUUUGCCAAGAGUUGAUGAGGAACAGGAGCUUUCAACUGCGACUCCAAUGAAGCGAGACCCCACUCGUCUUAUCAUUUCCCAGGCCAAUAUAGAUUCCAAGUGUUAUGAGCUUACCGUCUCACCAUUGGCAGACGUUUCUGAAGCAUAUGAUACCGCUACGGAAACCUCUGACCAAGAGUCUGUAUUUGACAAAGAACAGUCUGUGGAACCUGAAAUUCGCGACUACUUCUCGCCCCCACUAUCGCACGCCUCGUUACCAUCUGAGCAAGCGGAAGCUACUCCUCUUGCUUCAAGGACAGCUUCCCAUACCGAAUUCUCCACUCCAGAACGCAAACAGAUCUACUCGGCAUUUACCUUUUCAUCUCCGUCGCCUUCAUCGAAACGUUUUAAGGAAGCUCAGUCAUCCCCCCAGAACAAGACCAACGCCUCCCACUCAGAAUAA